Coregonus clupeaformis (lake whitefish) is the source of this 4431-nucleotide messenger RNA. RefSeq names its product collagen, type XXVIII, alpha 2a (gene col28a2a). The record is from RefSeq and is a predicted model, not a curated record. The transcript is spliced from 37 exons. Lineage: Eukaryota; Metazoa; Chordata; Actinopteri; Salmoniformes; Salmonidae. Bases 1 to 3636 code for a protein of 1211 amino acids. Gene Ontology annotation, molecular function: serine-type endopeptidase inhibitor activity.
AUGCUGUUCCCUACUGUGACCUGGCUCCUGUUGGUAGCAGGGCUGUUGGGUGUCUUGGCUCAGGACUACUAUGAGGAGAGAACAGUGAACAAGAGACCCAGGGGCAGGGGGGCCCAGCUGCAAGCUGCAGCCAUUGCAACUAACGUGCAAAAACAUAAUGGACAAGCCAUUUUAGAUGAGGACUGUGGUCUGGAGCUUACUUUCCUGCUGGACAGCUCUGAGAGUGCCAAGGAGAACCAUGAGCAGGAGAAGCGCUUUACCAUGGAUGUGGUGGACAGGCUCCAGGCCGCCCGUCUGCAGACGGGACGCAGUCUGAGCUGGAAGGCGGCCCUGCUGCAGUACAGCAGUCACGUCAUCAUCGAGCAGACCUUCAAGCAGUGGAGGGGCAGUGACAACUUCAAGUCCCACAUCACCCCCAUUGUCUACAUCGGCCACGGUACCUACACCACCUACGCCAUCACCAACAUGACCAAGAUGUACCUGGAGGAGUCCAGCCCAGACAGCAUCAAGGUGGCCAUGCUGCUCACUGACAGCAUCUCCCACCCCAGGAACCCAGACAUCUUCUCAGCUGCCGCCGAUGCCAAGAACCAAGGGGUGAAGUUCUUCACGGUGGGCAUCACCCGUGCAGCCAACGAGUCAACCAACGUGGCCCAGCUGCGUUUGUUGGCCAGCUCUCCUGCCUCCCGAUACCUCCACAACCUGCAGGAUAUUGACAUUGUGGAGAAAGUCCUCAAAGAAAUUACUGACCUGGCUGAUGAAGGGUGUCCCCUGUCAAAACUAUGUGCCUGUGAGAAGGGCGAGAGAGGACUCAGUGGUUUAGCCGGGAAGAAGGGUCGCCCAGGAGAAGAUGGAGUCCCUGGUCUUAAAGGAUCGAAGGGAGAGGGAGGACUAAGUGGACUUCCAGGUCGGGACGGCAGAGAGGGAAAACCUGGUUACAAAGGAGAGAGGGGUGAGAGAGGCGAGUGUGGCACUCCAGGAAUUAAAGGAGACAGGGGUCCUGAGGGUCCAAUGGGCGCCAGAGGAGUCAGAGGUCUCCAGGGUUUACCCGGACCACAGGGUGACAUUGGACCCGAGGGCCCUCAUGGAAAGAAGGGUGACCGGGGUCCAGCUGGCCCGGCUGGAAUUCAGGGAGAAAAUGGUAUUGGACUUCCUGGACCAAAGGGUGAUCUGGGAUUCCAGGGAAAACCCGGCCCCCCUGGUCCACCAGGGUUGGGUGAACAAGGCCAACUAGGGCCUCAAGGGCCACAAGGUUUUCAAGGGGAGAAAGGACCCCACGGCGAGGGGCUCCCUGGGCCAAAGGGAGACCGGGGGCUGGCCGGACCGAGAGGGCCUAGAGGACAGACGGGUGCAGGAAUCAAAGGAGAAAAGGGUGAGUUCGGGCCUCCAGGUCAUCCAGGACUUGUUGGACUUACGGGAGCGGGCAUCCAGGGGGAGAAGGGAGUGGAGGGUCCCAGGGGUCCACCUGGCGGCAGAGGGCCUCAAGGAGAGGGCUUACCUGGACCUAAGGGCGAUCAAGGUUUACCAGGAGAGCUUGGAGCUACAGGGGAGAGAGGCGUUGGUGAGCCAGGGGCAAAGGGUGAGCCUGGUGCAUCUGGCCUGGCUGGCUUACCUGGUCUUCCAGGCGAGGACGGGGCUCCAGGACAGAAGGGUGAGGUGGGUGUAGCUGGCAUAAGAGGUCCUGAGGGAGCAGCAGGGAUCGGCACCCAGGGCGAGAAGGGAGACCAGGGUCAGAGGGGCAUCCGUGGAUUACAUGGACCUCCUGGCAUGACCGGACCGUCAGGGGCAAAGGGGGAGCCUGGCACACCAGGCCGACUGGGCAUGCCAGGACUACCGGGACGGGCCAUUGCAGGUCCCAAGGGUGAUCUAGGCCCUCCUGGUCCCUCUGGGCCUAUUGGAGAGACAGGCUAUGGGCUACCUGGGCCAAAAGGUGACCGUGGUAAUCCAGGUCCAUCAGGUCCUUUUGGGCCCAAAGGUGAAGGUUUCCCUGGUCCAGUGGGUCCUCCAGGCCUUCCAGGUCUACAGGGAGAGCAGGGCCCUGAGGGUGUUGGCAUCCCAGGACCUAAGGGAGACAUUGGCUUCAGAGGAUUGCCAGGUUUGCCAGGCCCAAAAGGAAAGGGUGUGCAAGGACCACCGGGUAACAUGGGAAGGCAAGGACCCCCUGGUCCAAACGGGCCCCCAGGGGAAGGUCUGCAGGGCCCCAAGGGUGAGCAGGGGUCUCAGGGUGUGACAGGGCCAAGGGGACCCUUAGGGGAAGGAUUCUCAGGAGCUAAGGGCAACCGUGGCUUGCAGGGUGAGAGAGGAAAUAAGGGUGUAAAGGGGGACAUGGGAGAUCCUGGGGUUCCUGGAGAGUCUGGGAGGCCAGGAGUAAAGGGUGAAGCAGGGCUUACAAGAGAAGACAUCAUUAAAUUGAUCAAGGAAAUCUGUGGAUGUGGAAUCAAGUGCAAGGAGAGGCCAAUGGAGCUUGUAUUCGUCAUUGACAGCUCAGAGAGUGUUGGUCCGGAAAACUUUGAAAUCAUCAAGGACUUCGUCACAGCAUUGGUGGACCGUACCACUGUUGGACGUAACGCCACCAGAAUUGGACUGGUCCUGUACAGUCUGGAUGUCCACCUGGAGUUCAAUCUGACGCACUACAUGACCAAACAAGAUGUCAAGCAGGCCAUCAGGAAGAUGCCCUACAUGGGUGAGGGCACCUACACUAGCACUGCCAUCCGGAAGGCUACCCAGGAGGCCUUCUACAGUGCCCGUACUGGGGUUAGGAAGGUGGCCAUUGUUAUCACAGAUGGACAGACAGACAAACGAGAGCCUGUGAAGCUGGACAUUGCUGUGAGGGAGGCCCAUGCUGCCAACGUUGAGAUGUAUGCCCUGGGGAUUGUCAACACCUCAUAUACAAACCGGGCCGAGUUCCUGCGUGAACUUAAUCUGAUCGCCUCUGACCCUGACAGUGAACAUAUGUACCUCAUCGACGAUUUCAACACUCUACCAGCUCUGGAGUCAAAACUUGUUAGCCAGUUCUGUGAGGAUGAGAAUGGAGCCCUUGUGUUGAAUCGCAUCGCUAAUGGCUUUGGAAGGAAUGGGAACAACGGCUAUGGGAACAACGGACAUGGGACCAACGGACAUGGGAACAACGGACAUGGGAACAACGGACGCACCAGUUCCCAGAGUCACAUCAGAGGCCGUGGAGAUAACUUUACUCUGCCCCUCAAUCCUGGACCACUCCCAGUGCAGGUCCAAGUGGAUGAUGAAGAGGGUGAAGAUUUAGACAUAAGGAACCGCGUGCGAGGAGGUAGUACUGUGGCUGUAGUUAACAAAACAGUAUCCAUCCUCCCUGCAAGGGAAAGCUCCCACUCCAACACAGCUGUCUCAACAUCAUCAUCAGGAUCAGCAUCAUCAUCAUCCUCAGGAACAUCAGGUUCACCUUCCGAUGUUGUUUUGUCAGAAUCCAUCCCGCUCGAUCCCCUCUGUAACCUGAGUUUGGACCAAGGCACCUGUCGAGAGUAUAACAUCAGGUGGUAUUACGACAAACAGGCCAAUUCCUGUGCACAGUUCUGGUAUGGAGGCUGUGAAGGAAAUGCCAACCGUUUUGAGACAGAGGAUGAGUGUAAGAAGACCUGUGUUCUAUCUAGAACAGCUGGUUAAAACAGGCAGAUGAUCAAUCAACUCAUCAGAACAAUCAUCCAUGGAACCAACUAACCAAAGUGCAGAGGAUUAUUUGAACAGUAUUUAAUAAUAGUCAACUACUGAUAUCUAAAUAUGGUAUAUUUACAAUAGGCAUUUAUCAUUGGAAAUAACUAUCUUUUGCAGCUCUCUGUGUCUCUCUCUCUUGAGGUGUAGAGAAUUGGGGAGGGACAUGCUACUUCUAGAUUUCAUGAAGUUGCCUUUCUUUUCAGAUGUAUGGUUAUUUGAACAACAUCUUCAUAUUUAUGUGGACUUUAUUUACGGAAGUCUGAAUUUGAAGAAAAUAACGUUGCUAUGGUAACUGUUUUAUUACAUUUGAAAAAUGAUCACAUACCUUACUCUUAUUAAAUUAAUAUUGGAUGAACUAAUCCAUUCAAUACCUCAAUGUUACUCAACCUUAAGCUGUACUGAAUAAAGGGGAGAGGUUCAAGCCCAACUUUUGUCAUUUCAGGUUUACCUGAGAAAAACAUCACAUAAUGUCAAUUCUCAUACCUCUUAGCCAUAAGCAUAUUGUGCUGCAUUAUGUUGUCCCACAAUAUCAUCUUAUAAUAUAGGGAUAGUCUUCUAGAAUACAUUAUUUUUGUAGUAUAUGUUUGAAUUCAGUUUUUUUUAAGCAAAAUAAAUUAAAUAGGUGCUGUAAUUAUUUUUCUUGUUUGUUUAAUGAUAUGAAUUAGUCCGUUUUAGUGACAGUAUGCAACUUGUACUAUGGAUUUUUAUUUCCUUAGUGUUUUAGGAAAUCGCACGUUACUGUUGAUG